Morone saxatilis (striped sea-bass) is the source of this 1472-nucleotide messenger RNA. RefSeq lists its product as uncharacterized. The transcript has 2 exons. The coding region runs from base 89 to 931 and encodes 280 amino acids. Gene Ontology annotation, biological process: regulation of transcription by RNA polymerase II. Gene Ontology annotation, cellular component: nucleus; transcription regulator complex. NCBI's taxonomy places the organism in Eukaryota, Metazoa, Chordata, Actinopteri, Moronidae. The record is from RefSeq and is a predicted model, not a curated record. Gene Ontology annotation, molecular function: DNA binding.
CUCGCGUUGGAGCAGCAGAUGGGCGGAAAAGGCGGGAGAAGACUGCCGCUUCCGCGUCCGCGCAGCACAGACACAACAGUAGGGCAAAAUGGACGAUAAGUUAAUAUUGGCUGUAUUUAAUUACCCAGAGCUGUACAAUGUCACUUUGCCGAAUUACCGCUGCACUGAAAGUCGGGCAAAUGCUUGGAGAAACAUCAGUAUCGCACUGGGUCUCCCAUCUGAUGAGUGUAAAAGAAAAUGGAAGAACAUGAGAGACAGGUACUUGAAGGAAGUACGAAUGGAGAUCAAAAGCAAGAAGCAAGGAGAGAUUGUGCAAAGUAGAUGGAAAUACAGACAACUUAUGAAUUUUAUUGCACCCUUCACUGGGUCGAGAAGCGGAGUGGCCGACAUCUGCGGCAACAACGACGACGACCAUGACAAUCCUGACAACGAGUCGUGCAGCGCGGAGGGAGAAAGCGCUUCCUCUGACGCAGUCAAGACGCCGCAGUCCAUCAUGAAGGUCCCUGUGAGUCAACCUGACCUCAAGCCCCAGGUAGCGUUCAUGACUCAGCUCCCUUCGGUGUCUCAAGACGCACAGAUGGCCCAGCUGGCCGUUCUGGCUAAGAUGCCGUCAGGCCAACAGAUCACGCCGAGCACCAAAACUGGAAGGAAGCGGCGCCUGAUGCAAGAGGCACUUUCACUGCCUUCUUCUCCAAGUACAACAUCCCCAACAAAAUGGCUAGUCAAAGACAAUGGCACCUCAUUUCCCAACAGGCCGCGGGAUGAGGAUGAACUGUUUCUGCUGAGCUUUGUCCCCGCUCUGAAGCGACUCGCUCCACAGAAAAGGUGUGAGACAAAAAUAAAGAUCCAGCAGAUUAUGUAUGAAGCAGAGUUCAACAUCGCACAGUCAGAAUCUCAAGAGAAACAGCCGGAGCCAGAAACGCAGGACUAGACCAAACUGACUGUUUUUGUACUUUUACUUUUGUUUUCUAAAAAUCCACAAAAUGACCAAAAUAUAUUUUUACAGCACAGAAUGGUUGAGUUUGAAGUAAACCCCUUUUUCAUGUGAAAUUAACUGAAGAAUAACUGAAGUUGCUCUACAUGUUCAACUCAGUAUUGAACAGGUUGUUGAAUAUUUCCACACCACUCCGGUUUGGUGUGUCUGGAGUUGCAUAUUUAUUGGAUGAGAAAGGAUUAUGAAUUUACACCUUAAUAAGACGACAAACAGACUAUGAUUAACAUCUUUAUUUACAUGGUUUUUACUGUCAAUAGAGUGAAUUCACAUUUAGAAAAGUUGUUUUAUUUUUCAAUCUUCAUUAACUCUGUAAUAAUCUACAGUAUUUUACAUUUAAUUACAGAAACCAGAGCAAAAGAAACUUUCCAGUUUGGAGAGGAACACUGUUUCAUAACUGCUUACAUGCAUCAACACAUUGCUUUUUUAAUCUCAUCUAAAAUAAAGAGACAAUGUCUGACAUUGUUUUGAUUCCAAAAAA